This is a messenger RNA of Funneliformis caledonium, 1068 nucleotides long. Lineage: Eukaryota; Fungi; Glomeromycota; Glomeromycetes; Glomerales; Glomeraceae. The record is from the annotation of a GenBank genome assembly.
AUGGGAAAUCAUCUUAGGAAAUUUUUACGUUUGUUUUCUAGACCAAUGGUUCCAUUAAAUCAAUCGCAAAUAGAAGAAGAAAGAUGGGACGAAAUACAUUAUUUAUUAAAGGAAUAUUGGGGUGGUGAUUUUUCUGCUCCAAUUCAUGAAUGGUUACAAACUGGUGGUAUUAAAGUCUUGGAUAUUGGCUGCGGAAAUGGAUUAUGGCUAAAAGAUAUUGCAAUAAAUUUUCCAUCGUCAGAAUUCAUUGGUGUUGAUAACGAUAAUAUUUCAUUACUUCCUGAAAAUUCUCCUUCGAAUAUCAAAUUUAUACAGGAAGAUAUUAAAUCAACCUUACCAUUUGAAGCGAAUACCUUUGAUUAUGUUCAUAUGAGACAUAUGAUGUUUUAUUUUACUGAAAUAGAAUGGAUUAAUGUCGUAAUUCCUGAAUUGAUUCGAAUACUAAAACCUGGGGGAUACCUUGAAUUGGAAGAAGCCGAUCAGGAAUGGCGUAACGUUACGCCUACUACUAGAACAUUUACUAGUAUCGGACAUAAUUUAAUGAGACAAAGAGGGAUUGAUCCGUUUUUGACCAAUCAUCUUGAUGAUAUUAUGGAAAGUACUGAAAUGUUGGAUGAUAUUCAUCGUAAAGUACAAGAAGUUCAAAUUGGAAAAUGGGCAGGUCAUAAAGCAAGUUGUGUCGCAAAUGCUCAAACACCAAGUGGAAGUGGAUUUUCAGGACUUGGUGGAAUAAUCGAUCAAUUAGGAGAAGGAAAGCUACCCGGAUCUCAUUUGCCUGGAGGAAAACAAAAGAUAGGUGGCGAUCAACCUCAACCUCAAAUAGGCGGUAAUUUGCCCCAACAUCCUGUAACUAGUAAUGUUACAGUUCCAGUUGUCACAGCAACUCCUCAUCCAAACCAACCUGGUACGGUCAAUCCAAAAGGAACUUUGGUUUCACCAUCUUACACGGCUCAACCGUCUCCUGUUAUUCUCAAUGCAGAUGAUAUAGCAUCUCUUACAUCGCAUAAUGAUGUUAAAAUUUUUAUUGCAGUAUUAAUUGUAGCUAUUAAUGUUAUCAUGAUGUAUUGA